AUGGAUUUCCUUUUCGACGUCAAGUCGUUAAGUGUUCUCCCAUAUCAACAAAUUGAAGCAAUUUUCGUAGAUUCCGAGCAACGUUUGUCUAAUCUAUGCGUAACACAUUUUGCGGCAGCUGGCGAGAAGCACAUUUGGACAACUGAUGAUCUCAUUCCCGUUUUCAUAUAUGUGAUUAUACGAGCUCAGCUUCAACAUCUUGGUGCUGAAAUUCGCCUCAUCGAUGAUUUCACGCCACAAAUAAGAGGAGCUGGUGAAAUGGAGAUGAUGUUUACGACACUAAAAGCAAAAUAUCCUCGACCUCAUAAUGCUAUUCAAAGAACGUGUCAUGUAAGAACUGACACAUGCAGCAGUGACAAACGGCUGCAACCGAUUAUUUCAAUCAGAUAUCGACGUAUUUGCAUAAUAGGCAGGGAUUUUCCAUUUCAUUUGUAUUUCAAUUGUCUCCAUCGUUUAAUCUAUAUAGUGUUUAAAAAUUUUAUCCUUCAACGUUGUAAUGUUUUCAAAUCUAUUAAUGGUUUGCAUUCAAUCGAUUCAGUUGAACAUUAUGCAAAUGAAGAAUGCUACAUAAAAUAA
Molecule: messenger RNA, 576 nt
Organism: Dracunculus medinensis (Guinea worm)
Lineage: Eukaryota; Metazoa; Nematoda; Chromadorea; Rhabditida; Dracunculidae
Source: the annotation of a GenBank genome assembly